This is a messenger RNA of Drosophila grimshawi, 1254 nucleotides long. RefSeq names its product putative gustatory receptor 97a (gene Gr97a). The transcript has 2 exons. Bases 1 to 1254 code for a protein of 417 amino acids. Gene Ontology annotation, cellular component: membrane. NCBI's taxonomy places the organism in Eukaryota, Metazoa, Arthropoda, Insecta, Diptera, Drosophilidae. The record is from RefSeq and is a predicted model, not a curated record. Gene Ontology annotation, biological process: sensory perception of taste.
AUGCAAUACGUGAAAGCGGCAGGACGCCGCAUAAAGCUCAGCUGGAACAAGCCUCGACGGACUGAUUCCUGGAUACUGGCCAGUAAAGUUCUGCUGUGUUGGAUAGCAGUUUCCAUAGUGCAGAACAUCGCCUACGGAUUGUAUCCAGGUCGCUUUUGCUGGAAGCAGAACCAGUUUGUGUUUAACAAGUUGCUGGGCAUUUAUUGUUUGGCUGUUGCCACGUUCUUUGGCAUAUUCUAUGGAAAUCGCAUAUGGGAAGAUUACGAUAACGGGAAAAUCGAUCUACGCAAUCCCAUUCAGAUUUAUUGCUAUAUGAAUGCCUGUGUGGGCCUGUUCAACUACGUCACUCAGUGGACCAUAAUGCCCGAAAUAUUGAGUUUUCAAAAUAGUAUACCUUUAUUUAGCACCAUCAACUUUUUAAAUAUAUCGAUGAGAUCGGCGGGACGACCACUGGUGUUGGCCUGCCUCAAAUGGUUCGGUUGCCCAUUGCUGUUGCAAUUGACUCUAACGCUGUACCAUUCGCAGCAAAAUUGGAUGAUCACUCUUAAAAUAAUGAUUCCCAUUUAUCUGGCCAAUCAGAUUAAUAACUGUUUCUUUGGCAGCAUGGUAAUGGCCGAGCUUGUAAUCGCCGAGAUUAACAACAAAUUGCGCAGCAUUGUCGCCGAAGUCAAUAGAUUGCAGACACCAUCGGAGAUGAUCCUGCAGAAGCGCUUCUAUCGCAUGCAGCGUUUCUGUGACUUGGCCGAUCGCGUAGACGAGUUGAAAAAUAAAUAUACGAUGUCAACGGGUUACUCGAUUGCAUACUUGGAGCUCACCGCCUUCUCGCUUGUCGUCUCGAUGGCCAUCAAUUUGAUCAGCACAACGCUGGGUUGCUACACAUUGUAUCAGGCUGUUGCGGAUCAUCUUCUGCUCGAGCAACCGUAUAAUGUGAUUCAAAGCUUGGUCCAUUUGGUUUUUAUUGUGGUUCCGUUUACGGAAAUGUAUUUGCUGGCGCGUAUCAGCCAGAAAGCUAUCGAGCAGGCCAAGGAGACGGGUAAUAUGCUGCAGCAAAUCAAUCAGGAGCACGCCGAUAUACGUUUUAAGCAAGUUGUGGAUGCAUUUUGGUUGGAUGUGUCCCUGAUUAAAUACAAGUUAGUGCCGAUGGGUCUGUUUGAACUGAACAACUCAGUGACCAAUAUAAUUUUGUCAACGGUUGCCGGAUUUUUAUUGUUUCUCAUCCAAAACGAUCUUACGCUCAGAUUUUCGCUCAAUUAA